Molecule: messenger RNA, 950 nt
Organism: Nematostella vectensis (starlet sea anemone)
Lineage: Eukaryota; Metazoa; Cnidaria; Anthozoa; Actiniaria; Edwardsiidae
Product: glutathione S-transferase omega-1
Exons: 6
Coding region: 149-865 (238 amino acids)
Biological process (GO): glutathione metabolic process
Cellular component (GO): cytoplasm
Molecular function (GO): glutathione dehydrogenase (ascorbate) activity; glutathione transferase activity
Source: RefSeq, a predicted model, not a curated record
CCGGCCCGACCCGCCCCCACCGCUCAGUGAUCUAACAGGCAUAAAGUUGAGCUAAAAUCUUCAGUUUUAUUUGGAUUCCUCGACAACCACCGAGAACCGGAAUAGUGAUACAGCAGUAAGCCGUUUUCAAGAACUAAUAGAAGCAACGAUGCCACAAUCACAUCUAUCAAACGGUGACCCAAGACCACCCCCAGGGGAUAAGCUUCGUCUCUAUAGUAUGCGGUUUUGCCCCUAUGCGGAGAGACCCCGACUUGUCCUAGCAGCAAAAGGGGUAGAUUAUGAAUGCAUCAACAUUAACUUGAAGAACAAACCUGACUGGUACCUUGCCGAGCCAAAUCCCAGAGGUCUUGUACCAAUGAUUGAAAUGCCAGAUGGGAGAUUGCUCCCAGAGUCAUUGCUUUGCUGUGAGUACCUUGACGAAUUAUUUCCACAAAACCCAAUGUAUCCGAGUGAUGCAUUUGAGAAGAAUCGUCAGAGACUGCUUAUUGAUAGAUUUGGAAAGGUGACGUCCAGUUUUUACCAGAUGUUGAUGAGAGACAUGGACGAGGACGCUCUUAAGGGACAAACAGAAACCUUGAACAAAGACUUGAGUCUGUAUGAGAACGAGCUGAAAAACAGGACAUUUUUUGCAGGUGAGAAGCCCGGUAUGGCCGACUUUAUGCUCUGGCCGUUCUUCGAGAGGUUCUGUCUCCUAGAGGGGAAGUACGAGAUAUCGGCGAAGUCUUUUCCUGCCUUGACUAAGUGGAUAUCAUCCAUGCACCAAGACCCGGCCGUCAAAGAUGUUGAAUUCAGUCCUGCCCUCCACAGGCGGAAUUUCGUGGACUCCGUCCACAAAGGCAUUCCUGAGGCAGCCCUCUACGAGUAGCCGCAAACAUGACUCUUAUUUAGACAAACACGUUGCACUUUAGACACAAGACAAGAGACGCCAAUAAAGUACACGGAAACGGAAA